AUGGCGCCCAAGAAGCCUGCUGCCACGGCCGAAGUUGCCCUCAUUCCUCUCAAGAACUGUCUCGUCAAUCUACCGCCGUCGCUGGUCGCUUUGCUGGUCAAUGCAAACACAGCUGCGCAAAAUGUUAUCAUUGAAUUACAAUAUAAUUCAACCUCUGGAAAGGCCAAUGGAGCUUCCCCGCAGCAAUCAUGCUUCCUCGGUUGGACGGGUAUGCCGAGCAAGCGCAGGCUUGCGCCCGUCGUCGGAAGAGAUGGCAUCAACAGUGGAUUCUCCAGAGAGCAGGAAAUCUCCACUGUUGAGCUUGAUACUACUUUUGGGCGGCUCCUUGGUCUCGCUGAAGGCCAGAAGGUUGGACUCUUCAUCCACCUCGAUCCACCCGUUGCGCAUACGAUAAACAUUGAGCCAUUGACUCCAGAAGAUUGGGAGAUCAUCGAACUCCACGCCACAUUCUUGGAACUCAAUCUCCUGUCACAAAUUCGCGCCCUUCCUAAUCCUACAUACAAUGCAGCGCAAUCACAACAUAUGCAUCCACUGGCACUGCAUCUAUCACCCACAUCUACUGCCAAUAUUGUCGUCACUUAUCUUACACCCGCCCCUUCAGACACAUCUCCAUUCGCCAAGAUUGCGCCGGAUGCAGAAGUAAUAGUGGCUCCCAAAGUUCGAUCCAAGACAAGCAAGAGUACCCGAGCUGACAGCCGCAGUGCGGCUGGUAACAGCAGGAAGAGUGCUGGAGGCAGGAGUAGUUCGGGCACUGUGCGCCAGAAGAGUAGCCGGUCCGACACUCGUGGGUCUCUCUAUUUGAGAGGCGUGGACCGGUCAGCGACAACUCAAUAUUUCGAUGAAGAGAUAGAGGAUGACGCGAACGAGGGUCUUCGUGUCUGGGUUGAUCCAGAUCUGCUAGCAAGCCAUGAGUUGCGCGGAGCAGCUUGGGCAUGCGUGUCCGUUGUUCAGCCGUCCGGUCUCAAACCCCCUCCAGAUCCUCAACAGCAACUAGCUCAAGCUGAACAGCAAAAGUCCAGUGAUGCUGGUGCCCCUACAACCAAGCUCGUAGCUAAAUUGCUUCCUUGGGAAGAGGCCCCAGACAACCAGCAUGCGGUGAUGUCCACUUUGUUGUGCACAGCGCUUGGCGCAGAUAACAUGGUUGGAGGAAUUCUCCGAGUUGAAGCAGCUCCCCCGCAGCUGCAUCGCUCGGCGGUCAAGACUCUCAAGGUCUAUCCAUUUAUUGGCGAUGCUUCGAAAAAGAAGGAUGGGCUGAAGUUCGGUGCUGACACGGCAGCAGCACGAGAUGCCCUGGCCGAGCGCCUCAAAGUCAUCUACGGUAGUACAGGAUCUGAUGUAGGGCUUUUCUCAGGACCCUUGACCGAUGGAAUGACCCUACCUAAAACUGAGUAUCAUCCUUCGGUCUCUUCAUUCGACGGUGCUAUUCUCCGGUUUGAUCCUCCUUUGAAGGGUGGCUCGGAUGAAUCAAAGUCAAUGUUUGGGUGGCUGCUCGGCUCAGAAGCUAAACUUAAUCUUGAAGUCCAGGCUGAAAUCCCCAAGCCAAUCGACUCCAGUCUAUCGAUACUACCUUUAGAGGACCCUCUUCCCGAGACUGCUCCUCACUUGGUAGGAAUUGAUUCGAUCAUUGCACAAUCAUUGAGCAACUUGACAAAGUCAUCGUCUAUCUUACUCACUGGUGGUCUCGGUGCUGGUAAAACAGCUCUCACUCAUCUCCUGGCUCAUCGACUAAAACGAGAUCAUCUUUUCAACGUCAAGUAUUUCUCUUGCCGCAAGCUCGUUACUGAUGAAACACGAAUCUCUAACAUCAAGGAGACCCUAAACCGCUUGUUCAUGUCCGCAUCAUGGUGUGCACGUCUUGGUGGCCAAUCACUCGUGAUCCUUGAUGAUCUAGACAAGCUUUGUCCUAUGGAAACUGAGUUGCAAGUGGGAGGGGACAAUGGCCGCAGUCGCCAGAACAGCGAGGUUAUUUGCGCUAUGGUUCGAGAAUAUUGCGCCCUGAAUUCUUCCGUCGUAUUACUAGCCACUGCCCAGGCCAAGGAAUCACUUAAUAAUGUCAUUAUUGGGGGCCAUGUCGUCCGUGAGAUCAUUAACAUGAGAGCUCCCGACAAGGAGGGCCGCCGGAGGGUUUUGGAAAAGCUUACCAGUGAAGACAAACCCACGGAGAGCUCGAAUGGACAUGUGAGGGCCGCAAGUUCCUCAACACAGGACUCAUGGUUAGACCCAUCAAAUCCCGGGAGCCGCCCAAGCUCUUCUGCGGGCGAUGGUUUUGUGAUUGGACGGGAUGUCGAAUAUCUAGAACUAGCAGGCAAGACCGAUGGGUAUAUGCCCGGUGAUCUUGUGCUGCUUGUCGCCCGUGCACGCAAUGAGGCCCUUAUUCGCUCUGUCUCGGAUCUGACAUCGACUUCAAAGAUGAUCACUUUGGGGUUAGAGGACUUUGAAAGUGCCUUGAAGGACUUCACUCCAGCGUCUCUGCGCAAUGUUACACUCACCUCAUCAACAACGACAUUCUCCUCUGUUGGUGGUUUAUUCGAAACCCGCAAAAUGCUGUUGGAAACUCUGCAGUAUCCUACAAAAUAUGCCCCGAUCUUCGCACAGUGCCCAUUGCGACUGCGCUCUGGCUUACUUCUCUAUGGAUUCCCUGGUUGUGGUAAGACAAUGUUAGCCAGUGCAGUGGCCGGCGAGUGCGGAUUGAACUUCAUCAGCGUCAAGGGUCCUGAGAUUUUGAACAAAUACAUUGGAGCCAGUGAAAAGAGUGUUCGUGACUUAUUCGAGCGAGCCCAGGCCGCACGUCCUUGCGUCCUUUUCUUCGAUGAGUUCGACAGUAUUGCACCCAAGCGUGGACACGACUCCACCGGUGUCACGGACCGCGUGGUCAACCAGCUGUUGACCCAAAUGGACGGUGCAGAAGGUCUCUCGGGUGUUUAUGUGCUAGCAGCAACCUCUAGACCUGACCUGAUCGAUCCUGCUCUCCUUCGUCCCGGUCGUCUCGAUAAGUCCUUGCUUUGCGGCAUGCCAAACCACGCAGAUCGCGUUGAUAUCAUCCGCUCCGUUAGCGACAAACUGAAGAUGAGCGACGAAGUCGCGUCUCGCCUGGACGACAUUGCCGCUCAGACCCAAGGCUUCUCUGGAGCAGAUCUACAGGCCGUUGUAUACAAUGCCCAUCUUGAGGCAGUCCAUGACGCCCUGGGUGACCGCUCUACCGAUACAGCCAAGCCCGGCGCCAAGUCCAACGCCAAAGGCUCCACUAAUGCUUCUUCCAAGUCCUUCAUCCAGUUCCUCUACUCCUCUUCGGAGGAAGCAUCUGGAUCUGUCUCUAUGCCACCCCCCGCAGUGAUCUCCGCCAAACUAGAUGCAAUCAAGAACUCGCGUCGCCGCCAGCGCCAGCUCGAGCAGGGGUCCUCAGGUGCAAACGCCGCCGCCCCCGUGACCAACGGCACCGAGCCAGCUGCCGACGAGCUACGUGAGGAUAUCAUUGUCCGCUGGGAACAUGUUGAACGCUCAUUGAAUACCACGCGUGGAUCACUCAGCCCAGCAGAGCGGAGACGUCUCGAGGGAAUCUAUCGCGAGUUCGUGGCCGGUCGGAACGGCGAAAUGCCUAAUGGUGAGGCUGCCAAUGAGAUUGGAGGUCGGACAAGUUUAAUGUGA
Molecule: messenger RNA, 3645 nt
Organism: Penicillium paradoxum
Lineage: Eukaryota; Fungi; Ascomycota; Eurotiomycetes; Eurotiales; Aspergillaceae
Gene: pex1
Product: AAA family ATPase peroxin 1
Exons: 4
Coding region: 1-3645 (1214 amino acids)
Biological process (GO): protein import into peroxisome matrix
Cellular component (GO): peroxisome; cytosol; peroxisomal membrane
Molecular function (GO): ATP hydrolysis activity; ATP binding
Source: RefSeq, a predicted model, not a curated record